This is a messenger RNA of Condylura cristata (star-nosed mole), 1623 nucleotides long. RefSeq names its product parathyroid hormone 2 receptor (gene PTH2R). NCBI's taxonomy places the organism in Eukaryota, Metazoa, Chordata, Mammalia, Eulipotyphla, Talpidae. The transcript has 13 exons. The record is from RefSeq and is a predicted model, not a curated record. Bases 1 to 1623 code for a protein of 540 amino acids. Gene Ontology annotation, biological process: adenylate cyclase-modulating G protein-coupled receptor signaling pathway; cell surface receptor signaling pathway. Gene Ontology annotation, molecular function: G protein-coupled peptide receptor activity; parathyroid hormone receptor activity; peptide hormone binding. Gene Ontology annotation, cellular component: plasma membrane.
AUGGUCGCGCCCGGGGCGUCGCUCCACGUCUGGGGGUGGCUGCUGCUUGGCUGCUGCCUCCUCGCGGGGGCCCAGAUGGAUUCUGAUGGCAUCAUUACUAUAGAGGAGCAGAUUGUCCUUGUGCUGAAAGCCAAAGUGCAGUGUGAACUCAACAUCACAGCUCAGCUCCAGGAAGGAGAGGGAAAUUGUUUCCCAGAAUGGGAUGGACUGAUUUGUUGGCCCAGAGGAACAGUGGGGAAAAUGUCAGCUGUCCCAUGCCCUCCUUAUAUCUAUGACUUCAAUCAUAAAGGAGUUGCUUUUCGAAACUGUAAUCCCAAUGGAACGUGGGAUUUUAUGCACAGUUUAAAUAAAACAUGGGCUAAUUAUUCAGACUGCCUUCGCUUUCUGCAGCCAGAUAUCAGCAUAGGAAAGCAAGAAUUCUUUGAACGCCUCUAUGUCAUGUACACCAUUGGGUACUCUAUCUCUUUUGGUUCUCUGGCUGUGGCUAUUCUCAUCAUUGGCUAUUUCAGGCGAUUGCAUUGCACUAGGAAUUAUAUCCACAUGCAUUUAUUUGUGUCUUUCAUGCUGAGAGCUGUAAGCAUCUUUGUCAAGGACAGAGUAGCCCAUACUCACCUUGGAGUGAAGGAACUGCAGUCUUUGCUCAUACAGGAUGAACUACAGAACUCCAUAGAAGCGCCUUCUGUGGAUAAGUCACAAUAUAUUGGGUGCAAGAUUGCUGUUGUGAUGUUUAUUUACUUCUUGGCUACAAACUACUAUUGGAUCUUGGUGGAAGGACUCUACCUGCAUAGUCUAAUCUUUAUGGCUUUCUUUUCUGACACCAAAUACCUGUGGGGCUUCACCCUGAUAGGCUGGGGGUUCCCAGCAGUGUUUGUUGCCGUGUGGGCUGUGGCACGAGCAACGAUGGCUGAUGCAAGAUGCUGGGAACUUAGUGCUGGAGACUUCAAGUGGAUUUAUCAAGCUCCCAUCUUAGCAGCUAUAGGGCUGAAUUUUAUUCUGUUUCUGAAUACAGUUAGAGUUCUGGCUACCAAAAUUUGGGAGACCAAUGCAGUUGGGCAUGAUACAAGAAAGCAAUACAGGAAACUUGCCAAAUCCACACUGGUCUUGGUGCUGGUCUUUGGGGUGCAUUAUAUCGUGUUUGUGUGCCUGCCCCACUCCUUCUCUGGGCUUGGAUGGGAAAUCCGGAUGCACUGUGAGCUCUUCUUCAACUCCUUUCAGGGUUUCUUUGUGUCUAUCAUCUACUGCUACUGCAAUGGUGAGGUUCAGUCUGAGAUGAAGAAGUUGUGGAGUCGGUGGCAUCUCUCCAUUGACUGGAAAAAUGCGCCCCCGUGUGGCGGCCACAGGUAUGGCUCCGUGCUCACCACUGUGACCCACAGCACCAGUGUGGUGCUCAUCUCCAGCAAGGCGACCAAGACCGCCAGCCGCCAGCCGGACAGCCACGUGACUCUACCCGGCUAUGUCUGGAGUAACUCGGAGCAGGACUGCCUGCCACACUCCAUCCACGAGGAGAACAGGGAAAGUAACGGGCAGCAGGGAGAGGGUAUUCCAAUGGAGGAGUGCUCCAAGUCAGUGGAAUUUCGCUCAUACUCUGAAGGAAGCAAAGGAGAAACAGAAGUUGUUCUCUGA